This is a messenger RNA of Tauraco erythrolophus (red-crested turaco), 555 nucleotides long. Its product is annotated as interferon kappa. Gene Ontology annotation, cellular component: extracellular region. Lineage: Eukaryota; Metazoa; Chordata; Aves; Musophagiformes; Musophagidae. The record is from RefSeq and is a predicted model, not a curated record. Gene Ontology annotation, molecular function: cytokine receptor binding. Gene Ontology annotation, biological process: defense response.
AUGAAUGCUUCUGGCUUGAUACAAAUUGGCCUCAUACUGUUGUGCAUCACCACCAUCUUCAGUAUUCAGUGUAAUCACCUUCCUGUACAGCAAAGAAAAGUGGUCGAGAACAGCCUGCAACUUCUGGACAAAAUGGGCAAAAGGUUUCCUCAACAAUGUCUAAGAGAGAAAAUGUCCUUCAGAUUUCCUAAGCAGGUUCUAAAGCCCAGACAGAAAGAAACUGUCAAAGUGGCCAUCGAAGAGAUUUUCCAACACAUCUUCUAUAUCUUCAGCAAAAAUCUGACUCUAGCUGCUUGGAAUGGGACAGCUCUAGAACAAUUCCAAAAUGGACUUUAUCAGCAAAUUGAGCAACUGGAAGCAUGUGUAAUCAAGAAGCAUACCCAUUACUUUCGGAGUAAAGAAGUCAACAGGCUGAAACUGAAAAAGUACUUCCACAAAAUAGAUUGUUUUCUUAACGACAAACAACACAGCCUGUGCUCCUGGGAGAUCAGCCGUGCAGAAAUGAGGAGAUGUCUUCAACUGAUUGAUAAAGUCAUAAGGAAGCUUAACAACUAA